Molecule: messenger RNA, 5372 nt
Organism: Saimiri boliviensis boliviensis (Bolivian squirrel monkey)
Lineage: Eukaryota; Metazoa; Chordata; Mammalia; Primates; Cebidae
Gene: ABAT
Product: 4-aminobutyrate aminotransferase
Biological process (GO): GABA catabolic process
Cellular component (GO): mitochondrion
Molecular function (GO): pyridoxal phosphate binding; 4-aminobutyrate:2-oxoglutarate transaminase activity
Source: RefSeq, a predicted model, not a curated record
GCAGCGCUUCUGCCCUGGGUGUCCUGGAGAUGACUUGGCGCCCCUUGGAACCCGGUCAUGGUUGUGGCUGCAUCCGCAAUAGUGCAACAGCAGAGUCCUGGGGAAGCCAUUUAGAAAUCUGACGCCCUGGAUCUCUGCUUUGUGCCUUCAGGGGAUCCUGAGCCUGUUUUUAAAAAAAAUCUAGGAAGAGGCCCCUGACAGGGAAAAGGGGAGGGAGAUCGCCUGUUUUACAAGGUCUGAGAUGAUGUGACUUAUCCGUCUGGCUUAAUCCGAGCUGGGCUUAAAACACCUUUUAAAAAGAUGUGUAUUGUAUUUUUUUCUCUGUUUAUCUCACUCUUUCUGCCUCUGUUCAUCUUCGUUGCUGUAUGAGUUGUAUCCUGCCUGUUUCUGUCUGAAAACCCUUCUCUUUCUGAACCCAUCUUUCAGUCUAUCACGUUCUGUUCUCCCCUCCUCCUUCACCUUCCCUCCGUCCCUCCCCUUGCACACUUGCUGGGUACCAGCUGAGUGCAUCCUUUUCCCAAACCUGCUCUGCUUCCAAGGGGCCCUUUUCGGUCUCCUCCACCUGUGCCCAUGUUUUGGGGACUGCCUGGAAAUCCAGGGCACUCUCCUGAGGAGGGAGCUGGUGCCCAGCGGCUCCUCUUAGGAUGAUCGCAGCCAGCUGCAUUCCUGGCCUCUGCAGAAUGACAUAGAGAAGGCAUUUUAAGCAGGCGGGCUGAGCUUGCCACAGGACGCCGACCACCAGGCAUCGGUGGCAGCCCACAAAGGGUGUCCCUGUCCCUCACGGGGUCAUGGCCUUCAUGUUGCUCGCCCGGCGCCUGGCCUGCAGCUUCCAGCACAGCUACCGCCUGCUGGUGCCCGCAUCCAGACCCAUUAGCCAAGCCGCAGCCAAAGUCGACGUUGAAUUUGAUUAUGAUGGGCCUCUGAUGAAAACUGAAGUCCCAGGGCCUAGAUCUCGGGAGUUAAUGAAACAGCUGAAUAUAAUUCAGAACGCAGAGGCUGUGCAUUUUUUCUGCAAUUACGAAGAGAGCCGAGGCAAUUACCUUGUUGAUGUUGAUGGCAACCGAAUGCUGGAUCUUUAUUCCCAAAUCUCCUCUGUCCCCAUAGGUUACAGCCACCCUGCCCUGCUGAAACUCAUCCAACAGCCUCAAAAUGCGAGCACAUUCGUCAACAGACCCGCACUAGGAAUCCUGCCUCCGGAGAACUUUGUGGAGAAGCUCCGGGAGUCCUUGCUCUCAGUGGCUCCCAAAGGGAUGUCCCAGCUCAUCACCAUGGCCUGCGGCUCCUGCUCCAAUGAAAACGCCUUCAAGACCAUCUUCAUGUGGUACCGGAGCAAGGAAAGAGGGCAGACAGGCUUCUCCCAGGAGGAACUGGAGACAUGCAUGAUUAACCAGGCCCCCGGCUGCCCCGACUACAGCAUCCUCUCCUUCAUGGGCGCGUUCCACGGGAGGACCAUGGGUUGCUUAGCAACCACACACUCCAAAGCCAUUCACAAGAUCGACAUCCCUUCCUUUGACUGGCCCAUCGCACCGUUCCCACGGCUGAGAUACCCUCUGGAGGAGUUUGAGAAAGAGAAUCAACAGGAGGAGGCCCGCUGUCUGGAAGAGGUGGAGGAUCUGAUUGUGAAAUAUCGGAAAAAGAAGAAGACAGUGGCCGGGAUCAUUGUGGAGCCCAUCCAGUCCGAGGGUGGAGACAACCACGCGUCUGAUGACUUCUUUCGGAAGCUAAGAGACAUCGCCAGGAAGCAUGGCUGUGCCUUCUUGGUGGACGAGGUCCAGACUGGAGGAGGCUGCACGGGCAAGUUCUGGGCCCAUGAGCACUGGGGCUUGGAUGACCCAGCAGACGUGAUGACCUUCAGCAAGAAGAUGAUGACCGGGGGCUUCUUCCACAAGGAGGAGUUCAGGCCCAAUGCUCCUUACCGGAUCUUCAACACCUGGCUGGGGGACCCGUCCAAGAACCUGCUGCUGGCCGAGGUCAUCAACGUCAUCAAGCGGGAAGACCUGCUAAAUAACGCAGCCCAUGCUGGGAAGGCCCUGCUCACAGGGCUGCUGGACCUCCAGGCCCGGUACCCCCAAUUCAUCAGCAGGGUGAGAGGACGAGGCACCUUUUGCUCCUUCGAUACUCCUGAUGAAUCCAUACGGAAUAAGCUCAUUUUAAUUGCCAGAAACAAAGGUGUGAUGUUGGGGGGCUGCGGCGACAAAUCCAUUCGUUUCCGUCCCACGUUGGUCUUCAGGGAUCACCACGCUCACCUAUUCCUCAAUAUUUUCAGUGACAUCUUGGCAGACUUCAAGUAAAGAAGCCAUUUCCACUACAGUGAGAAAGCCCCGAUCCCAACAGUUGUCAAAUUGAUUAGUUUGCCUAAUUCAUGUUUUCACUUAAAAGUAUCAGAGGUGAAUGGACCGCAAAGGGUGAUUUGUGGGGAGGGAACAUUUUUGGUGAUCUAGGGGGAGGGGAGGGAAGGGAAGGGCUGGUAUUGAUUUUCCUCCCUGCAGAGCCAAGGGUGCAUGUUGGUUUAAGCCCAGAAAUCCUGCUUGAGCCCUGGACUCGUCUUGGGAAGGGCCGUGGGAGGUCCUGGAUAUAGUUCUGCCCAACCUUGACCAACCCCAGCAAUUUUUCUGAAAGCCAGUCAAGGGUGUUGCAUUUGCUCCCUGGACUGGCGGCUGGGCCUCCUGGGUGCCAGUCCAUUUCAAGUGCCAUAUUCUGUGAUGACGGAUGCUAGCAAACAUGCCCCCACCUCCUCUCCCAGCCCCCAGAGCUCUGAGCACACCCCACACAUGGUGCAGGGAGGGACUGGGUGGAUCUGAGGAAGGCUGUAAAGCAGGGACAGGACUCAGCUCAGAGAUAGGGGAGGGGUUCUCGCGCCCCCUAAGGACGAGAAUCACUCCUCAGUGCACCUGGGGAUUCCCCUAAACUGUGAAUUUUGCCCUGGACAGGGCUUUGCCCCUGGAGGAUCCCCAGGUGGCAUCACCCAUGGUUCUUACUUGGCAUCUUCCAUCGCCCAAACGCUCUCCUCCCUGUUAAAUGUCAACCUAGACCUGGACCUGGUGGGAGGAAACUUUAGCCUGAGUGUCCACAGGGACACACAUGAGCCCCAGCGUUAGAAGCACAAGCCCGUCACCCCGGGAGGGGAAGCCCAGGGUCUGUGGCAGCAGAACCACUUCAUCGUGUUGCCCAGGGCACUUUGGGGUCCGACUUUUGGCCCCCCGCCCUGAGAGGUGCUUCCUCUCUCUUUUGCUCAUCCACCUUCACUCCACUUCUGAGUAAAUCCCCAGGAACAGCUAGGCUGUUCCACUAGGGUGAAUCAUUGCUGGACUGGAUUUCUUCUUGAGGGAAGCACCAUGAAUCAGAGGUGCCAGAGCUCCACGUAUGGAAAAGUGGCGGGUUGGUUCAACGUGGUUUCCUUGUACUUGAUCCUCCUGAAAUUAGAGCUUUUCCUGAGAUGACUGAGUAUGGAGAUUACCAGGCGGAUUAUCCCGAAAUGCUUAACAGGGCUAUCGCUGAGGGUGUAGUAUCUCUGCUGGAGGUGAGACACUCGGAGAACUGAUUUGACCUCAAACGCUCCUAAAAGAGGAGUUGAUAGCUUGACAGCAAUGAAGUAUUAUUUGGUGGGGAGACUGAGGAAGCCUGGGUUGUUUUAUCUGUCCAAAAUGAAGCCUCUUCAUUUCCUGUUGCCUUGGUUGACUAUUUUAGAAGCCAGGCAUAUCAAGAUUCCUGAUUCAGCACUUUGCUCUUUUAAUAACAAAUCGUCCAAAGAUCUCAAAGUAGGGGGGUUUUUUUUAGCUUCCGCUCUUACACAGACUUGGUCAUCGACCUAUUUUUGUUGAGGAACGAAAGGCAAUGACAAGUUUAAUAUAUAUAAAUUCGUGAGUUCUAGUUCAUUCCGCAUUCCCACAGUCAGGGCUAAUCCGUCGCUCUUCAUCAGGAGUUCGGCCAUGUUUAAGGUCACCUGUGCUCCCACUCUCUACAGAGUUUUACUCAUUUUUAUAUUCAUUUAUUUAUCAUUCAUUCGUUCAUUCAUCUAACUUUCAUUAAAUACCUGCAGCAUCUCAGGCCCUGUGCUGAGCAUCAGGAAUACAAAGAUAAGAUAAGACAUUGUCCCUGCCCCCAGGGGCUCACAUCCCACUGGAAACAGGUGGCAUGUGCUAUGACAGAGGUGUAAGAGCCUCAGGAAAUCGGAGCGGGUACCACAAUUCACCUAAGGGUCAGAGGAGGUUUCAAGGAAAAAGUGGCAUUGGAGCAGUGUUUUGCAGAAUGAGCAAGAGUUCACCAAGCAGACAAGGCAAGAAAGGGUGUUGAAGAGAGGGAAAAGCAUAUGCAAAGGCAUAUCAGUUCAUGACAUCACAUCUUUCACUGGGGAGCCAGAUUCCCCAGGCAGCAUCCCAAGGUUCAAUAAGGCCUUAUUUAACAAGCAAGCAAAAUGCAAACCAAACCAUUAUUCCUCUGUUGGCUUCAGUUGGCUUUCUCCUGAAAACUUUAGCAUGGGGUGCAAAUAUUUCAGUAUGGCUCUUGGAGUCCAGAGGGUUUUAAGCCAGGGCACAACCAAAAAAUUGGCUCUCUUCGGUAGAGAGAGGGGCUCCAGUAUUUCAUUCUCUCCCCAUGGGGCAUUGACAGAGAAAGGGAAUCGUUUUAUCUGGAAAGUCAUUUCCAGAUUUAGUAUUCACUCCUUACCAAGGGAAGUUACUUCUUGUAAAAAAUUUUAAGCCAUUUAUCAACAAGUUCUUGUUGAUUCAGGGCAUAAUGAGUUCCUGAGACAUCCUCCUUUGGGGUGGCGGGUUUAUUUCCAGGAAAAGAAUUUCAAGGAAAAGAAUUCUCAGCAAAGCUCAAGAUUAUAGAAACUCAGCAGAGGCUGGUAAAAAACAUGGGGAGCCUGGAGGGCAGGCUCCCUCUCUGCCAUCUAGGGCAGAGGCCAGGAAGAAGUACUUCUGUGGCCAGUGGUCUGGAAGUGAAUCCAUCAUACAUUAGUGCCAUAGAGUUUAGUAACUGUCCAGCAAGUGUCGUCACUUUUACAGAAAACAAGGUCCACUAAUAGCAAGUCUUAGCACAUCCUCACUUCUAUUAUAAAUGGGUGUUUUUUAAAUAAUUUUUACUGAUGCUCAGUAACCAUGCAAAAUUGUGCAUAGCAUUAAUGUAUCUAUAUUCCUAUACCUGUCUAUAUCUAUAUAUCAGCUCAUGGUAGAAAACCAUAGCUAAGGAGCAUUGCAGACUUAUGCAUACAAAGUGAUCCUGUUUACAAGUAAUCUGGUGACAGUGCCAAUAAAUGAGAAAAAAAGAAAUUAACAUGUCAUGAUGUAACUGAUGACCAUAUUCACAAUUCCAUAAAUUAAAUGUUUCCUGUGUUAAUCAGUAUUCUUAAAUAAAAUUUAUAAUCGAAACAU